CUGCCCCUCCUCUGUUGGCACCCCCCAAGUUCCGUGAAAAACGUCAUGGCCGCAUCCGAUCUCGCUAGUGAUGUAUUUACUUUUUAAGCUUCAUUUUUUACCGUCUUUUGAAUAAAGAACGACAACUUUAUCAUAAAUGAUUGUUAAGUGCUCUAGUUAUUUUAGUGUUACUCGUCACUUCAAAUAUCCGAGAUCCAGCCGUCAUCAAUGCUGAAACAACUGCAAAUGGGCCUUCGUGCGUUCCUUCUACUAGCAUCUAGAGUUUGGAGCUGCAUCAGUUUCCUUUUGAAAAAACAGGUUAGAUCUUUUCAGCACCAUCAACCAGUUAGAUAUGAAAUAUAUCCACUUUCUCCGCUUUCAAGACACCGGCUGAGUCUUGUGAAAAGGAAAGUACUGGUGCUAGAUCUAGAUGAAACAUUGAUUCACUCCUACCAUGAUGGAGUCGUGCGGACAACUGUCAAACCUGUUAUUCCUCCUGACUUCGUUCUCAAAGUUGUAAUAGACACUCAUCCGGUUCGAUUUUUUGUUCAUAAGCGACCUCAUGUGGAUUUUUUCCUAGACAUUGUUUCUCAGUGGUAUGAAUUAGUUGUAUUCACAGCUAGUAUGGAAAUUUAUGGUGCUGCAGUUGCGGAUAUAUUAGAUAAUAAUCGAGGAAUUUUACGGAAACGAUUCUAUCGACAACACUGCACACCUGAGUCAGGGUGUUAUACCAAAGACCUUUCUGCCAUUUGCAGUGACCUAUCUAGUAUAUUUAUUCUUGACAAUUCUCCUGGAGCUUACCGAUCUCAUCCAGAGAAUGCCAUUCCUAUCAGAUCAUGGACUCAAGACCCUAGUGAUACUGCAUUGUUAAGUCUUUUACCUGUCUUAGAUGCCCUAAGGUUUACCCAAGAUGUUCGCUCUGUGCUCAGCAGAAAUUUGCACCUUCACCGAUCAUGGUAGCAAUUUUCAAUUUUGUCAUACAGAUGACUUUGGCACAGCAUUGCGGACAUACGUUCACAAAUACUCAAAUCUUUUUACCACAUAGUUUAUCCUAUUCUCAUUGAAGCUCUGUAAUAUUUGGACUAUUUGAAUACUAUCUAUAAGCUGUUCCACUUUAUAUGCCCCCUCCCCUCCAUUGUUUCUUUGUAAUUUUUUCACCUGUUUUUGUAGUAUCAGCUAAGUUCGUGCAAAAGCACUCUAUGCUCUGUCACAAUGUAGUUGUCCCCAAGAAAAUAAUGUUAAUUUUUUUUAUCUUGUCUUAAGCACAAAGUUUGAACAUGUACAUUUAAUAGACCAUCUUCAAAUCUAGAGAGAUCGCAGUCGAAAGAACACUGCAUGUAAAACCAGGGAAUUCAGUGUUGGCUAAAUAUCAUUAUUCGACUUGAUGUUCUUUACAACCCACCUAGAGAGAUAAGCUUCAAAAUUUGAAUUUACUAAGUGCCAGUUUUAAGGAGAGCAGAACUAAAAAUUGAAUUUUUCAGCUUUUUUACACAUAUUAUUUUACUAAAAAUGUUGGUGAUAAAGGAAAUACCCUCUUUCCUUACCACACCCCUGUGGGGAAGAUACAACUGUCGUAUCAACUGCGUCAGAACAAAAGGCCUGACCUAGCAGCAGUGCCACAUUGUCUGAGCAAAGAUGUUUAAACAUGCCAUAAAAUUCACUCUUCAGCGCCAUGUAACUUGUAAGUGGCCCACAGAAAGUUCGAUUUCAAAAGUGCAUCGUGUUUAGGAAGUUGUAAAAAACAUCAAAUGAAAUACUUAUCCACAAAUAUUUUGUGUCGAAUCAAUUUUAUCGGCUACGAAUCUCUUGGUUUUACUUGAAGAGUUCAUUUAUGCUCCUGUUCUUUAUGAAGUGUGAAAAUUUCAAAUUCUUUUCUCCAAUGUUACAUGAAGGAUUUAAACAUAUUUUUCUCUCCUCUGCACAGAAGUUUAGACUCUGAUUUUUUUCGUGAGUCUGCAAUAUCUGCCUAUCUUUUUUUUCUUUUUUCUCCUCCUUUUAUAUUUCAUUGUUUUCGUGUCGAAGUCAAAACUAAUAUAUCAAAUGAAAUUUUCUUUUUGCUGACAACAUUAACUUUUUCUUUCUCAAAGGAAAAAUUAAACGUUUUGUAUACAUUAAGAAACUGGAAAAUUCUCUAAUAAAAUAUUUCCGAACUCCUAGAUAUUUGACUGUUUCUGAUACCUCUUAAUAUCGGUUUUAACUAUUAGCAGUGUGGGAAAAUUGUGAUUUUCCCAAGUAACAUUUACAUUCUAAGUAGAUUUUGACAUUGGAAGUGAGCCAACAGACGAAACAUUGUUCCUAAUAGCUCUUUAGGUGAGCGUUGUUCUAUCUCAGUUCAGAAACCAAGGAAUUAACUUUUCCUCCAAAAUAUGAACCUCCUUAAGUUUUACCUUGAAACUUACUCCCCAUAUCCUGUCGCUUAGUAGUAUCCAUUAAUUGUCAUCCUUGUAACCAUAUCAUGUUAAAUAAUUUGUGAGGAGAGGAAUUUUUCAGUUGUCCACGCCUUCAAAGGGUUUUUUUUUUUAUUUUAUUUUAUUUUUUUUAUUUUUUUAAAGUGAUAAAUUUUGGACAUGAACAAUGAAAUUAUUCCUGAAUAUGUUCUAAAAGAAAGAAAAUGCAUGCAGAUCAUUGUAUUAUCACAGCGACACCAAGAAUUUUUACUUUGAGACAGCUUGAUCUGAAAUGCCAAAUGCUAUCAAGUGAUGAGAAAUCAGUCAUAGAAAUUUUCAUUUCAUGAUGGUGAAAAUUGUCCAAUCUUAAGCAAGUAAACUGAAGAAAAGUAUUUCAUCUUUUCGAUAGUUGAAAGGGUCAUACCUUAGUCAGUCAAAAUACUUGAACACACAGAAAAUAGAUGAUCGUUUGGGAAAUUAUCAUGUUUCUGCUGCUCUAAAAGCAGCAUAGUUGCAUCUAAAAUCAAGAAGUGUUUCUAUUCAUCCCUUUGGGCAUUAUCAUUUUGAUACUGAAAUCGCAAAUCCUUCCAAUUCAACAUCUCGGGGUAAUAGGGACUACCCAACCUAUGUGAGACGAUUUAUUUUGCGAAAAAGCUUCUCUCCGAUCCUUGAAGAGCUCUGAUUGACAAAACUGCAGUUUUAAAAAAAUCCCAACAAUACUUCCAAUCUAAAAUGAUUGUAUUUUUCUAAGACUUAAGAUUUAUUCGUUUUGACUUACAAAAUUCAGAUACUAAGCUCCUAGAUCCUAGUAAUAGUACAUAAGAAGAGAUAUGUUCAGGGCUACACAAAGCUCUUUUCACAAAACUUUGCUUCAUAUUGCUCUCCGGUUUUGAUUUCUUUUUUAUGCUUGUCAUGAUAAAAGAAUAGAUGAUUUUCCACUUUAAAAAUCCGCCAGACCAUCUGUCUGAUGUUGCAGUUUUUGUUAUUUUGAUUUAAUGGAAGAUGUGGAAAUUAAUGCACACGAAGCUUAUAAUUUAUUGAUCACUGUAAAAAUCUUUAUGAUACAAAUGAUUUAUCAGUCUAAGUCAAUAAAAUGCAGCUCAGCAAUUAUUUGUAACAAAUAGCAACAAUAAGUAAAUGGGACGUCAGAGAUGCCCUUCUUCAAUGUCAUAAAAACUUACGAAUUUGUCUUGAAUUAAGCAGGUAUGUGUGAAAAGAUCCUCGGGUCACAGGGGAACUUUUCAAAAAGAACUUGUGUCAUCUCUUCUAAUAUAAAUGGCUACAAAUCUAACUUUCAAAUAUUAGUCAACUGCCUUUGUGGUGAUUUGCAAAUCUCUAGUGAUGUCUUAAGUUGAUUAGAAGGCUUGACAUGAAUGUAUAAGGUUGUCUCAAACAUGGACAGACAUAAGUCAAGAAGUUUAUAUUUUGUUUUGCUCUUACUUUCGUAGCUGUUACCAGCCAUGAAAAGUGUCCAUUAUUCCUUCAAUUGAUGAUUUCAUGAUGAUUUAUUAAACUUAAGUUAAGUGCUCGAUUUUUUCCCCUAAAUGAUAUUUUUAAAGAAAGCCUCUUAAAUUAAGAGUCGUUCAUACAGAAAGAUCCUUGUGUUAUGGCGUGUGUAUUUCUUUUAUUUAUUGAUACACUACAUUAAUGUAGCAAAUGCCGCCUGUGAUGAAUGUAAAAGAAUUUUUUCAAGGUCCCAAGUUUUUAUAAUUCGCAUAAAUGAAUGAAAAAAAAACAAAAAUUUGAGAGCCAUUCUCUCAUAAUACAAAUUUUGGGAUAAUUACCCUCCUCAACUUAUCACCUGCAUCUCAUCAUUUUAGCACUCCCUCUUCCUCUAGAGUAUGCUAGCAGAAAUUUGAUUGAUUCUAUCAUGUGACUAUCUGUAAUUUAUGGAUAAUGUAUUCAUUGAGCUAUUUAUUUCAAUUCUCUGAUAGGCUAAGUUAUUUUGUCCUUUAUUACCCUGGUUCAAAAUUUCAUCAAGAAAAAAAGGUGGAUAGACAAACAGCUUCAACUGGAGUCUGUCAAACUGCAUUAAAUGCCUUAUUUUCUCCAAUGUUUUUUUUCUUCUUUUCAACAGAAAACCGUGCAACACUAUGUUUGGCAAUUCUGUAAGAAUACUUUCUGUAGCAAAAGUUUACAUGCAUUUUCAAGGCAUUCUGUUUUUGAGUCUAUGAUGGAAAAAAGAAAAUUAGGCAAUAUGAAAUGCUGUUAGGUCGAUUUCAGUUGGAGCUGUCCAGUCAUACAUCAUCAUUUUUGUGGUAAAGGCGGUCCUAACUUAACUAACUUUAGUUUUUUGAAGUUUGUUUUAUCAAAAACUGUUUGGGUUUUCAAUGGAAAGGAAAAAUCAAUAUCUAUGAUUGGAGAAUGUUUGCUGUGUAAAUGAGCCUCGAAUAUUCGAAAUUAGGCAAUGCAACGUUGCUCAGAAUUUAAUUCUAAUUUAUAACGCCGUGAAAUUUCUCUUGACUAAACGGUGUCAUUCUCUUAGACAAAAUAUCAUUGACCAAGUCUUUGCACCCGUUUUAGGCGAAGAUGAAAUAUUUUAGAAGUUCUGCGCCAACAACAAUGUUAAUGAGCGAAGCUGAAGUUAGGUUCCUGUGCGGAUCACUUGUUUCUUUUAGGUUCAUCUGGACCUCAUAAUGACUGAUAAUUGUCACUCAUCAGUCUGGUUAGCUAACAAUAUCGGUAGCAAAAAGGAUUGUUAAUUUCCUUGUUAACUAAUGGAAGCUGCUAAAAUGGAAUCUCUGAAAUGUUUAUCUUCAAAUUUAGAUGGAUGAAAACCAUGUAAUUUUAGACAUAAUUUAUCAGGGCUGACGUCAACACCUCAUGAGAAUUCCUUUUGUGUUCCACCGUCCAGUCCUAAAUAUUUUAACUAUUAAUAUUUAAAUGUGUUGAAACAACACUGUUGUUUUUGUAAAUUUUGUAAAUAUUGUGCAAAGUAUUGUUUUUAUUACGUCUUUUAGGUUCAAAAAAUGAAAAUGUAGAUUACCAAGAUAAGAAAAAAUAAAAAGUGCUUAAAAUACAAA
This is a messenger RNA of Bemisia tabaci, 5389 nucleotides long. It is a transcript of the gene Dd, whose product is annotated as CTD nuclear envelope phosphatase 1-like protein dullard. The record is from RefSeq and is a predicted model, not a curated record. Lineage: Eukaryota; Metazoa; Arthropoda; Insecta; Hemiptera; Aleyrodidae. Gene Ontology annotation, molecular function: phosphatase activity.